CGGUAUGGCGGGGGCCCCGCUGCGACCGGGACGCUGCUGCUUCUGACCGCCUGGGCGCCCAGACCGCGGCCGCCGCACCACCCCCGACUACGAGCGCCAAGCCGCCGUACAGAAAGGGGCACACCCUUCGUCGGCCGGCGGGUGCCAGCCGCCCCUUGAACAUCCCGCGCGACUGUAUUGCUCCUCACGUGGACACGAGACCCCCAUCCCGUGCUACUCGUCUCGCGAACCUCGUGCACAGCCACCGCUGCAGCUCACGCGGCGCCGCGCUUCACAGACCGACGCUGUUCAGCAGGCCUUGACCCUGUGCUUGGAACAUUGCCUUCGAGCCUUCAACCUGGUGCUCCGACCAAGCUUCUCAGGACGACAGGUGCCCCGGUGCGUCGCGACACCUGCUAGAGUGUCGUCGACGAACUUGUGCAAAACGUCGUGUUGCGACCGCGUGCACUUUACGGGUGCUCUCACGGACGAGCGUCGCUUGCCGUAGCCGCGCUGGCGAACUUGGUGUGAGACCCCGAUCGCCGCUGGCCGCAGACUUGAGUGACCGCCAGCCGGCUUGAGGUUAGCCUGGUGCCUUGCUGCCGGGGGCGCGUAGUUGUCGAGUGUGGUGACGGUACCGCGGUCCAGCUGACUAUGUCCCGACGGAAGCAAGCUUGUCCCAGUAGGCACAUCGCGUCACCAGCGUCAAGCUCCCUCUGCGUCGGGAAUAGCCACAACGGUUCGGGCCGAGGCGGGAGCAGCACUGGCGGCGAGGAAGAAAGCAGCGACGACGAGCACGUGUGCGGCCGCUGCCGCGCCGAGUUCCCCACUCUAGACCAUUUCCUGGCCCACAAGCGGUGCUGCCCAAGCGUCGAGACGAUGGGGAUGCCGGGCAGCACGCCGAGUCGGCUAUCGUGCAGCGAUGACGAUGCGGCUGGCCGCCAGUCAGCGUCGGACGUGGCCGAGGUGGACGAAGAACCCUUGGCGGCGGCUGCAGCUGCACGACUGCCCUCGACGCAUGUGGCGCUGGAGGCUCUGCAGAGCACCAAGGUGGCCGUGGCGCAGUUCGCCUAUGGCAGCACCGGAGGCCCCGCUGAGAUAGCUGCGCUACACGAGGCGCUGAUGGCACUGCAGCAACAGCAAGUCGUGCAGCUGCACAUCAUCCAGCAGCUUCAGGCAUACGUGGGUGCCACCCCUACGCUUCCCGUGAACCUGACCAGGGCGGCGGACACUACACCGACUCCGCCGCCACCGCCUCCGGUACCCCGGACGGAGCCCAGCCCCGAUGCCCCGGGACAGACACACGCGACCCCGCCGCCGCCGAACACCGCGGUAGACCUGGCCGCCAAAGAGAGCGCGGCACCCGAACCGGCCGAGCCGCCCGCGGAGGCGCCUCUCGGGGAGCCCAACUCCGGCGGUGCCCUGCUGGUUGCGCCGCCCGCGGGACCGCCGCCCCCAGAUGAGCCCAACACGCUCGAGCUUCUGCAGCGACACACUGAGAAGGCGCUGCAGGACACCAUGAGCGGCGGCUCGUUCCUGCUCAAUGGUCUCGGCUCCCCGGACCCGAGUCGCUUGCGCAGGAAGGACGGCCGGCCCGACGAGGCUUACUUGCGCCAUCGGUGUCGCUUCUGCGGCAAGGUGUUCGGCAGCGACAGCGCGCUGCAAAUCCACAUCCGCUCCCAUACCGGGGAAAGACCCUUCAAGUGCAACGUCUGCGGGAACAGGUUUUCAACGAAGGGCAACCUGAAGGUGCACUUUCAAAGACACCGUGCAAAGUACCCACACGUGCGAAUGAACCCGCAUCCUGUUCCGGAGCACUUGGACAAGCAUUUCCCGCCGUUGGAGCCUCCCGGGGAUCGCAGCCCGACAUCGCCGUCCGGCGCCACGUCGUCACCGCCACCGUCGCUAACGCCCGCACUGGCGCUACAGACGGCUCCUUUGGGCGUCUUGGUCAAAGCAGGGCCACCAGUGCCACGACCCGAUGACCUUGUCGGGCCCAGUUGCAGUGGGACGCUGGCGUUACGAGCCACGAGUACCAGAAGCAUAUCUCCUGGAACUGAAACAACCAAUGUGACUACAUCAAUGGGCUCUCCGCCGCUCGAAGAUGAACGCCCUUUGAGCCUUAAAGCCGAGCCAGAGGAUGACGCAGAUGACAAGGCGUCGGACGAAGACCGGGACUCCGGCGGCGUCAGCUGUUCCGCUGAUGACUCCAUGCCGUUCACAUCAGGCGGAUCAUUCAUGAGCGGCUCCUUCUCGGCGCUUCCGACGACCGCGGACACAGCAGUGCCACUCCAUGCGGAUCCCGCGUUCUACCAAGACUUGCUGCCGAAGCCUGGAAGUAACGACAACUCGUGGGAAACUCUCAUGGAGGUGACGAGGCCGUCUGAGACAUCCAAGCUGCAGCAACUGGUCGACAACAUUGAGCACAAGCUGAGUGACCCGAACCAAUGCGUGAUAUGUCAUCGUGUGCUCAGUUGCCGCAGUGCUCUGCAGAUGCACUACAGGACACACACCGGUGAACGGCCGUUCCGUUGCAAGAUAUGCGGUCGUGCGUUCACCACAAAAGGAAAUCUUAAGACACACAUGGGUGUUCAUAGAGUCAAACCACCACUGCGUGUACUUCACAAGUGCCCUGUCUGUCACAAACAGUUCACUAAUUCCCUCGUUCUCCAACAACAUGUCCGUAUGCAUGGCUCUGAAAGUUUACAUCCGACGGCGAGUUUCCAAACAACCUCACAGAGGCCAACGCCACCGCCAAAGACUUCUUCGUCACCUCCCUUGAGCUCUCCAACGUCACCAACGCCUGAGCAAAAGAAAGAAGAGGGGCGGUCACCCUCUCCACAGCCUCUGUUGCGGCCUCUGAGUCCUGAGCGCCCACCAUCUCAACUUACGUCAUUAGCUGCCCUCGAAAAUCAGGUAAAGGGCAUCAAGACAUCGCUGCAAGUGCCAGCAUUACCUUUUGGCCCCUUCGGCAUCGGUCUUUCGUCUGGUUUCGGGCGCUACGAUGAACAGUCACUUCUCUUAAAUCGAACGCCAGAAGCUGGACAGCGGUCUCCGGCGUUUUCUCCGCGAGCUGGAUCUGAACUGUCAACUGGUGACGAUAGAUCAACUCCGGGGGCUCCUUCGCCGUCUGGUGGAACUUCACCGCCCGUGAACGGCGGGCCGCUAGACUUAACGCCGCGGACUUUGCUGGGUCGGCCAGCGGACAAUUUUUCUGGCCGCUUCUUCGCCGCGCCGCCGCUGGGAGGGCUGCCGUUUCCUGGAGCCGCGCCCGGCCGCCCGAACACAACAUGCCAGAUAUGCUUCAAGACGUUUGCCUGCAACAGUGCUCUCGAGAUCCACUAUCGGAGCCACACCAAAGAGCGACCGUUCAAAUGCAGCGUCUGCGAGCGGGGCUUCUCCACCAAGGGAAACCUCAAGCAGCACAUGCUGACGCACAAGAUCCGAGACUUGCCGGCCACCUUGUUCGCUGCCACCCCUACCUCGAGUGCGAGCGCACCGAGUCCGGCACCGAGCCCCGGGCGCUCUAUGAGCCCUGCCGAUCAGCGGCACGGCGCCAGCCCCGAGGAGAAUCGGACCAAGAGGGUGGAGCCGGUGGCCGCUCCGCCGGGCGUGCCGCCGCCGCCGCCGCCGCAGCCUCGACGGCCUCCCGGGCUGCCAAGGCACGUGUGCCACGUGUGCAACAAGCCCUUCUCGAGCUCUAGUUCUCUCCAGAUCCACAUGCGCACACACACUGGUGACCGGCCCUUCAAGUGCUCUGUGUGCGGCCGCGCUUUCACCACUAAGGGCAACCUCAAAGUGCACAUGGGCACGCACAUGUGGAACAACGGCAGUUCGCGCCGCGGCCGCCGCAUGUCCAUUGAGCUGCCGUCGCUGCUGAGUGGUCCCAAGGCCGACUUCGCGCCGCCGCCGCCGCCACCCCACGAGCUCUUCUACCCGUAUCUUGGGCCGGCCUACCUGAAUGGCAUGCUGGGACCGAAGGCGAACGAGAUCUCCGUCAUCCAGGGCGCCAGCACCGAGCCUCGACCGGGAGACGAGGCCGAGCCGCACAACGGCGCCUGGGCCUGGAAGAUGGCCUGCAACUUGUGCGCCAAGAUUUGCGGUUCGUCGCUCGAGCUCGAGGCUCACCUCAAGGCGCACCACCGCAAGGAACUGGAGGUCCAGUCGCCUGACAACGUGGCCGUCUGAGGCCGCCCGCACCCCUAGUCCAUGCCCUUCCCCAUUCCUGUAGCCCAAGCGGCCCUUCCCCGUAACUUAUUGUCUCGCCCUCAUCCACGAGUUGGUUAUGUCUUCUGUGAUAGUGCACCUCCACGACCUCCCGAACUGCCGAAACUGUUUUUCUCCCCUUGUGUAACCUCGUUUUCAUUGGUUCGGCCCUCGCCAGUCGCAGCCCUCGGCGCAGCCCCGGAGUGUACAGUGUUUCUGCAGGGGCCGCCCGAGUGGCGCGGCCGUGCAACCCCCUCCUCCCCUCCCCAACGCCCCUAGGCGCCAGCCCCCGCCAGCCAGCCGUCGGGCACAGCACCAGCUGAGGGCCGGGGGAACCACGCGAGUGAUACCUGGGCUGUGAUAUGUGUGGUGCCCCUGGCCCUUUUUGAGUAACGCGUUCCCCACACCUUUCGACCCCCCUUCCACGCGCGCCAUGCUCUACGACGGCAAAAUACACUGGGCAUUCCAUUGCUACACACACGCGCAAGCGGAUGCAUUCCGUACCUCCUCCCUGUUGUUCUGUCUUCCUCACCAAGCCCUGGGCCGUCCCUGUUCAGGCGUAGCGCUCGACGGACCCCGUGAACUCCUGCCGCCCUUUCCAAAUCCCCAUCUUCGUUUCUCACUGGGCACGGUAAUGCGCACGUGCUUCGGGCGACGACCGCGAACCGUCACAUAAAGGCCGACAAAUCACGUGACAUCGCCAGCCACUGUUUGUACUCUCUUCGAGAUGCUCUCUGCAGCGUUGUUGAAGCCACAGGCGCGAGGGCAUAGAUUACAGUGAGGAACAAAGCGUGCGAUAUCACGUGUACGAUGUGAGCUAGGAAAGCUGUUAAACGUUGCCGAAAUCGCGGAACUCCAACAAUAAAAAAACAGAGACCGACUCGAAAGGGCCUAAGGCAACGCCCCUGUCUCCUUUUAACCGCCAGUUUAGGCUCGUGUCUAUAAAAAACAGACUUUCUUGAGCUACAGCGAACAGAAAAAGACAGUUCUCAUCUUUUCUUGUUCGCCGAACAUCAUUAUUUGGUCCUUUCAAGUGUUGUCAGGAGAAGUCCACCAUCCUGGAGUCUGCUUAACAGUGUUGUGAAUAACGUAGUUCUAUUUGCAGGAUGACUAGCGACACUAUUGUUAGGGAAGCAAAACUGAAAUUGACGGAGAUGGUCCUUUCCUUUUUUGCUUAAUUUAUGCCGAGGUUAUUUCAGUUUUUUGAUGUGUAAUUAUUUCUCCUUUUUUUUCUGUUCAGGAAAGCUGUCGGCACUGAGAUAACUGUUAUGUACUACGCACUACAUUGAGCAUGGAUAAACGAAGGACAGGUCGCAUCAACGAAGGGCUAGGCGAAGCCUGAAUUCUCGCAGAAUCCCCACUUUUCUUUACAAAUUUAUUUUAGCUAGUUAUGUCUGCGACGCCGUGGUUUCAGUUUAAUUAACGCUGCCCUUUUAAUGGGUAGAAUGCUACCCACGACGUGUUAAGUUCACCUAAACGUAAUUACAUUGAUGUAAAAGGCUGAAGUGCUUCACUGUAAACGCUGCUAAAUGACCCACAUCAUAGCACCUGGAACUUAACUGUAAGCACUGGCCGUGGACUUUGUGGAAUUUGCAGAGGGGUAGCAAAUAUAAUGCACGACACAUUUCAGCUAUACACAAUUUACAUUUCCUUCGUCGUCUUUUGUGCCGUAAAUGAAGUCGCUGGUGAAACGCCGUGUGUGGUUGCGAUCGCCUUUGCGCAACGAAAGUAACUUUAGUCUGUUAGACAACACAACGCUAACAGGUGCGUUUCGUCGUAGGUUACGCGAGCACAUGAACCAGUGGUGCGUGUACAUUUCAAGAAACUAUCUUUCGUUUCAGGAAAAGAAACGAACGAUUCAUCACUCCAAUUUUCUGAAAAAAAAAAAACUUAUUGCGCUGCUUAAAUCACGCUGCGUAUUUUCUUUUUCGUUUUAUUAUUCCUUUAAUUUCAAAACUACACUCUUCGCGUAAUAACGCAGGGUGCUGCGAUUGCAGAACGCGUUUUCAUCCUUUUGAACAAAUGAUUACGAUGACGCCUGCCUUCUUUCUAAACUUCAUUUACAUCGUUCGCGAUCACUGUCUUGACUUAAAAAGCUUGUGCGUUAAAGUCGCAUUCGAAACUAAGAAUAAUUAAAACGUGUUUUUUUUUCUUUUUUUUUUCAAAAUAAGCUGCACGGAUAGAAAGCUUGAAAUUGGGACCGUGGUGCUGAUACUCACAAGCAGCCAUUUCUUUUCUUGCUGUCCCGGCAUGUCAUUUACGACGUGCGUUGUUCGCUCUGAACGUGAAGGCGUGGUACAGUACCACGCAUCGCAACACGCUUAGCGAUCGUCACCAGAUUGCAUCUGCGUUGCCGAAAAGGCCAAUAUUCAGGCAGAUAUCUAGUUGUAUCGAGUUUAGUUAAUUAUUCGUGACGUCUUCUGUUUCUAUAUGUUCGAAUUACCCAGCAAUAUUACAUAUACGGCCACCACACGGGAACACGGAUGUACGAAGGCUCGGAAAUAUGUGCACGAAGACGCUGUGCCAUUGCUUGGAUGUUACGCGCAGGUCGUUAGUACAUGAGAUCACAACACACAAGGACCCCCUUCCAGCCAAUGGUGUCGCUGUGUCAGCGUGACGUCGCGGCCGACGUCACGUUUCUUUCGCGCCGCGGUCGCGUAAAUAAAAAUAAUAAUAAUAAUAUUAAAAAAGGAAGCGUGUUCUUCCGCGCUUACGGACUUUUAUCAAAAUGGCCGCCUCCGCUGUUCGCGCCAUCGGCGUCCUUAGUGAGAUCGUUCUCUCUCAAGCUGAGUUUAGUGCCGUUCAGUCAUAUCCCAAGGUGAAUUCCGUGAAAAGCCUCGUUUGCGUGUUGCGAGCAGGGUUUUUAACACACUCGGUAACGACAAUCGCUCUGGCGUUUCGUCUUCUGUGUCACCGCUCGGCGCCGUCGGGAAACAGCCGCCGCUGCAGUUUACUGGAAUUCAACUCACUGCUCCAAUUGACAAAUAAACCCUUUCACCUAAUGUGUAGUAACGGGCAGAUAAAGAAUUUGAGCUAAAAUUUUAUUUCGCUUAAAAUAAAUGCGUUCUUCGGAACUACUUAUGCGCGCGGUUGCACUCAGAGAGACCUGGCUCCAACAGCGCUACACGUAGGUGUAAGGCGGUCGGCCACGACGUCACGUUCACGCAGCGACACCAUUGGCGGGAAGGGGGUCCUUUGACGGGGAAAAGCCGCAUUUCUCUUGACUUGUAUCGGACUAUAGGCAUGGCCGUGUUUGCGAUAACUGACGGAUUCACAUGCGUAAUAUCACGUCACAGUGUACUGUGUUUCUCUACUUUAGAAACGAUACGCAAUUAUCCUGCUGGCGCUUGCUAUUCAGUGCUCAAGAACUCCAUGAUGGCAGAUGCGAAACUGAAAUGUUCAAAGGGAUGCGAGCUACGUAGCACCCUGCGUGUAGUCGGUUCUGAAAUGUUACUUGAAAGUUGCGAAGUGUUAGUUUGCCCCUGCAGUUAGUCUGCAAUGUUGCAUGCGGACGACGCCUUGUGGCUUAUAAGGGCUUCGCUCUCGGUUACAGCGCUUGCCUGGUCGGUAUAAGAAAUGUAUCAUGCCGUUACAGGCAUACAUAAGCCGUAAGGUCGCCGUCCGUGCGGGCGAUUUUAACGCCAGUAGCUGGCGGUUAAGCACGAAAAAAUAUUUUGUUCUCCAAUUUUCGAAAUCAUUCAUGCAAGACUCCGCAUACAAGUCUAGCGUAUAUUGCGUCCUGUGAUACGAAUUGUGCGGCGCGAUUCACUGGCGUAUUCAAAGACUUAUGACCAUGUGUACGGAUAUCGUUCCCUUUCUGAUCCUCAUGUUUUAAGUUAAUCAUGUACUAUAAUUCCUGCCAAGUGGGCUGGCACUUGUUUUUGCUGUUGUGCUUCUCUGGCGUUAACGUUUCGUGAAAGUGCUGGUGUGCCAGAGUUGCUGUAGUUCUUCACAAGUGUCGGAAUGCGUUAAACUUGAAGCGUUUUCUCUGUGUAGCCCGGCGUUCGUUCCACCUUUUUCCUUCUUUAUCUCGCAAGGAGUGAUGCUAAUUGUAUACAUGGUGUAAUACUCAGCACAUCUUUAUUUUUUUUUUCCUCGAAAGCGCGCAGUGUGCGCGCGCAUGCCUUAUUUUUUGUUACCUUUUGUGUUGUUCGUAUGGAAAUUGUGGCGUCACGUACAUACCACAGUGGCGCCGCGGGUGGACUGCGGCAGCGUUCUUUCCUACCCCAGUGGCGUGCAUUCGUUGACUUUGUGGUCCAACAUCUUCGGCCCCCGGAUCUGACCGUCGUUGCGUGCUGUCUUUUUAAUCGAUAGGGGGGGUUCAUUCUGUGUUUUCUUUUCAACGAUUACGUCAGACGGACGUGAUCGUCCUUGGGGCAGUGCUCCGCCAGCCAUCGUGUCAACAGAAACACUCCGGAGAAAGCUAUUUUUGUAACACUUGUAGCGGUUGUCAACGCUGCCUGGCGGAACACUGCUCGCCUGGCAUCUUCCGCGCGCCGGCGGCCGACCGAGGAACAAAAGUGAACGCUCAUGGGGAAGCGCAACGACAGCGAGAGAAUUAUCACCGAUCAAACUGUGUGACUUGGAACAAACACUCGGUCUGUACCCAACAAGUUUCGGCAUGUGUUUACCCUCGCCUUGCCUACUCACGCUGCUGGCCGAUUCCCCUCACGUCGCGCAGUGCCGAUAGCUGGUUUUGAGACACUGUUAUUUCUGUCGUGGUGCCUCGGUUUCGUUUCUGAGCGCUGUCGGCGCGAACACACUCACUGUUGUAUAGUCAAACUGCCAUGUUCACUCCUGCAAGUCGCUGGAAGGGACCAUGAAGGGAAUACAACGAACAGCACUUAAGCUUGUCCUGCUGUGAAGGAUUGCAAGCCCGAUAGAUGCGGAAGAAGUGUCGCUUAACUUAAUUGCGGGCGCUUUCUUCUCACAGGGCCUUAUUGGAGAACUGCAGUGAACAUGCAGUUUACGUUUCUGUGAAGAAAAAAAAAAAAGCAUCUGCGGACAUUCGUUGUGGCAUAAUUAUGUGAGUUUUAGCAAUAGCGAACUGGCAUGUUUUAGAAGAUGUACAAGCUGCUCAAAAUGGGUUUCUCACCAAGGACCUUAAGUGAUAACGCGCAUGAUACUAAGCUCAACUUAUUGUAGUUCUCAAGAAAAAAAGAGAAAGUGAUUAAAAAUGAUUACGCUACGGAUCAGGGCGCUUAUAGAGCUGGUGCUCUCGCAUGAUUCAUUAAACCUGCUUGAUCGUUGUAGAGUGAAUAAAAUAGUUGCCCGUUUGGUGACUUAACAAGUAAGCUUGGAACGAGUUCGUGAUGAAUUUCAUGGUCCCUUAAAUGUGACUAUUGCCGCACAAUUCUGAACAGCUCUCAGCAAUGCAGAGCCUGGCCCAUUAUAUUAUACGCAGUGUCAAGGUUUACAAUAUUUACUUAUUCUGCUUCUGACAUUGGUUUAUAAGUCACAAGCAAGUGCUUUACGAUGACUUCAUCACAAUAGCAGAGAAGUGAGUUCUUUUCGUCAUGCGCUAUGCGCAAGGAGUUGCGCGCCGGGGAUAGAAAUAUGUCAAAUGGAUUGUGUGUGGGAUGAGCAUUGUGCUGUGCAUGCAACGUCUGAGAUGUCAUCACCUUGGAAGGCAAAGUCAUGAGCUGUGCUCAGGCACCUUAUCUUCCCAACUUUUUCGAGCCCUCCUGGCAUCCCACAUGUAUCUGUGAACACCCUCCAGUGGCCUCUCUUUGUACGCUCCAGGAGGCUGCAGAAUAAAACGAGGACAUCGCCAUGGAAAUACAUCGUGCCGAGCGAUAAAUAAAACUCAACUUUAGCCGGAGGUCGAGCGGGAAAA
This is a messenger RNA of Dermacentor silvarum, 10021 nucleotides long. Its product is annotated as sal-like protein 3. The transcript is spliced from 2 exons. Lineage: Eukaryota; Metazoa; Arthropoda; Arachnida; Ixodida; Ixodidae. The record is from RefSeq and is a predicted model, not a curated record. The coding region runs from base 634 to 4167 and encodes 1177 amino acids. Gene Ontology annotation, molecular function: DNA-binding transcription factor activity, RNA polymerase II-specific; RNA polymerase II cis-regulatory region sequence-specific DNA binding. Gene Ontology annotation, cellular component: nucleus. Gene Ontology annotation, biological process: regulation of transcription by RNA polymerase II.